CGAUGAAGUACCAUUAACUAGCUGGUUUGGAGCCGCACGUGGAGGGGGCCAGCAGCUCAAAGACCACUCGCGACUUUAGCUGGAACGGAAGCAUGCUGUCCUCGACGAUCAAGAAUUCGGUGCGCAAGGCCGCUGUGGCCCCCACGCUGACGCGCGGCAUGGCGGCGGCCGCUUCGUCCACGAAGGAGGUGGAAGAAAUUGGCGGCUUCGGCCAGAUGACGCAGCCCAAGCUGCAGCUUUUCGGUCUGCACGCCCGCUACGCCAACGCCCUGUACAGUGUGGCUGCCAAGCAGAACCAGCUCGAGUCCGUGGAGAAGGAGCUGUUGACUAUUGAGGAGACGAUCGCCAAGGAGCCCAACUUCGCCUCGUUCCUGCACGAUCCCACCAUUGCCCGUGCCUCCAAGAAGGAGGAUAUCGCCAAGGUCAUGGAGAAGGCCAAGUUCUCCAAGCCCGUGGCUGGACUUUUCGAGGUGCUUGCCGACAACGGCCGUCUUCCGGACGCUGCUGGCGUAAUCGCUGCGUUCAAGAAGCUCAUGGGCGCCUACCGCGGCGAGGUGCAGGCCAAGGUGACGUCGGCUGACCCGCUGACCAAGGCUCAGCUGGACCAGGUCAAGAAGGCCCUCGGUGCUCGUGUGGAGAAGAACGAGAAGCUGCUGCUGGAGACGGUUGUGGACCCGGAGAUCCUGGGCGGCCUCAAGGUGCAGAUCGGCAACUACUUCAUUGACCUGUCGCUCGCCACCAAGAUCGACAAGAUCAACACAUUGCUUGCCAACUCGAGCCAGCAGUAAGUCAGUUUCCCGACAAGCAGGGUCACGGGUGAACGUCGAGUAGCUAUGCGUGGGACGUAGUACAGCGUCUUGCCGGAUAUCAUUCUUCCCCCACGUGUUUGUAGCAACGUAUUUUCACUCGCGUUCGCAGCAAAGCAGCAGAGCUAACCCGGGGGCCAGCGACUAAAUGAACAACUUACAGCGGAAAUUGAAUGAGCUUGGUGUCCCCGUUCCGUGUUGAUAGUGUUGGUCUGAAAUGUGUCAGUGUUCCUAUGUUUCAUUCCUGGUAGCUCUGUGUCAGCUUUUUCAGGCAGUGAUACGAAAAAUAUGAGCACGAAAUGAAGCCGAAACA
Molecule: messenger RNA, 1119 nt
Organism: Phytophthora nicotianae INRA-310
Lineage: Eukaryota; Oomycota; Peronosporomycetes; Peronosporales; Peronosporaceae
Product: ATP synthase F1, delta subunit
Exons: 2
Coding region: 93-788 (231 amino acids)
Biological process (GO): proton motive force-driven mitochondrial ATP synthesis
Cellular component (GO): membrane
Molecular function (GO): proton-transporting ATP synthase activity, rotational mechanism
Source: RefSeq, a predicted model, not a curated record